Nicotiana attenuata is the source of this 1406-nucleotide messenger RNA. RefSeq names its product secoisolariciresinol dehydrogenase-like. The transcript is spliced from 2 exons. Bases 117 to 1019 code for a protein of 300 amino acids. NCBI's taxonomy places the organism in Eukaryota, Viridiplantae, Streptophyta, Magnoliopsida, Solanales, Solanaceae. The record is from RefSeq and is a predicted model, not a curated record.
GUCGGCCUGUCGGUAAAAACUCUAUUCAACGUCUAAACUCUCUUAUAAAUAAACCCUCUAGCUAAUUAAACCCUUUUGUAUAUGAAGAAGACAGAGCUCUCAAAAGCUUGACGAAAAUGGCCAGCUAUUCUCUUCCAUCACCAAUAGCCAAAAGGCUAGAAGGUAAAGUAGCACUCAUAACUGGUGGAGCUAGCGGCAUAGGAGCAGCCACAGCUAGGCUAUUUGUUCAACAUGGUGCAAAGGUUACAAUUGCAGACAUUCAGGACAACCUCGGAACUUCCUUAGCACAAGAAAUUGGCACAGAACACGCAACCUUUGUCCACUGCAAUGUUGCUGUUGAAUCAGACGUUCAAAAUGUUGUAGAUGCAACAAUUGCGAAAUUUGGUAAGCUCGACAUUAUGUUCAGUAAUGCUGGUAUAGGAGGUAAGCCAAUUUCCAGCAUCUUAGAAGUCGAUUACGACAUAAUUAAGACUGUGUUCGAUGUAAACAUUGUUGGCGCCUUCUUUUGCGCUAAACAUGCUGCUAGAGUGAUGAUUCCGGCUAAAAAAGGUUCCAUUAUAUUCACAGCAAGUGUUGCGACUGUGGUCUAUGGUCUAGUCCCGCACGCAUAUUCUGCAUCAAAAGGUGCAGUUUCGGGACUUUCCAAGAACAUUGGAGUCGAAUUAGGGAAGUAUGGAAUAAAAGUUAAUUGUGUUUCUCCUCAUUACAUUAGCACACCACUUGUAUUGAAUGCGCUGGGAAUAGCAGACAGACAAAUGGCAGACAAAUGGUUUGCAGAAGGAGGGAAUCUGAAAGGAGCAUUAUUAGAUGAAGAGGAGGUGGCAAAAGCAGUGCUAUAUUUGGCAAGUGAUGAUUCUAAAUAUGUGAGUGGAAUGAAUCUCGUUCUUGAUGGUGGUUUUAGCACCACAAAUGUGGCUUUAACAGCGGCCUACAACAAGUUGUUCCCAUCCGAAAGUACCCAUCAGACUACCAACGGAGCUAGCAGUGCUGAUUUUUUCAAAAUGAGUGGGAAUGAAUAAAGAGAGACCAACUUCAAAUGAUUGAUAUCAGAUCCCUUGACUGAAAUCUUUCCAUUGUGCAAAUUAUGCUAAGUAAGGAAUAAGAAGGCCAAUGAUAUCAACUAAAGUAGUUUUUAUUUCGGACUAAGUUUGAAGUUUGAUGCAUACUUUUCCUAUUUUUAAUUUGUGUUUGCUUUUCAAUUAGAGAAUUCCUAUCUUAAAACGAGAGAGAGAGAGACCUGAAAUGGAGCUACAUCAGGAAUUGAAUAAUGGAGGUUGGGAGUGUGAAUGAGUGAAAAGAUAAUAGAAAUCUUGGUGAUGAACCAUGUACACAACUAUUAGAGAAGUUGUAUGCUAUGUAUCACAUAACCAACACUAUUUAUGCGAGAGAUCUUUUUUUUUUUUUUA